Gamsiella multidivaricata is the source of this 1554-nucleotide messenger RNA. Its product is annotated as alcohol dehydrogenase. NCBI's taxonomy places the organism in Eukaryota, Fungi, Mortierellomycota, Mortierellomycetes, Mortierellales, Mortierellaceae. The coding region runs from base 66 to 1421 and encodes 451 amino acids. Gene Ontology annotation, molecular function: zinc ion binding; oxidoreductase activity. The record is from RefSeq and is a predicted model, not a curated record. The transcript has a single exon.
CUUUACACAACUCACUCCCUCUCCCCCUCCCCCUCCCACAAAUCAAUUCCUAGCCACCUUCAACAAUGGCCCUCUCUCAAGUUGCUUUCAAAGUCGAACAGGCCUUAGGCCGUGGCGGCGAGGCCGUCAGCGAGCAAGGCAUCAGCAACCCUUCCAACAACGUCUCCCGUUUCGCAGACCCCUCGGGCGAACGCAUGAAAGCCGUGACCUGGCAAGGCAAGAACACUGUCAAGGUCGAGGAGACAUUCAAGCCCGCCAUCGUCGAGCCCGCAGAUAUCAUCGUCCGAACCACCGGCACCACCAUUUGCGGCAGUGAUCUCCAUCUCAUCCACGGCGUCGUCAUGGAGAUGCACAAGGGCGACAUUCUCGGCCACGAGUUCUGCGGUGUCGUCGAGAGCGUUGGACCCUCCAUCACCAAGCUCAAGCCCGGCGAUCGCGUCGUCUGCUCCUUCCAGAUCGCCUGUGGCCAAUGUCGCUACUGCGCUGUAAAACUCAGCAGCCAGUGCGAGCGCACCAACGACAGCACGAUCAUGAACUCUCUUUAUGGCGGCCGCACCUCCGGCAUCAUCGGUUACUCUCACCUGAUGGGCGGUUACGCAGGUGGUCAGGCCGAGUAUGUCCGAGUGCCCUUUGGCGAUGUCAACCUGCUCAAGAUCCCCGACAAUGUUCCAGAUGAGAAGGCCCUGUACCUUAGCGAUGUGCUUUGCACGAGCUGGAACUGCGUCGUCGACACGGGCGUGGCCAAGGGCGAUGUCGUUGCUAUCUGGGGUGCAGGCCCAAUCGGCCAGAUGUGUGCUGAGAUGAGCUUUAUCAACGGCGCAUCGCGUGUGAUUCUGAUUGACGGCGGAGAUGCGAGCUGGCGACUCGAGUGGGUGAAGGAGCGAAUCCCCAAGCUCGAGACCGUCAACUAUUCGGACCUCCCCAAGGGCGAGUCGAUCACAAGCCAGCUGAAGAAGAUGACGGGCGGACAGGGCGUGGAUGUCGCGCUGGAGUGCGCCGCUGGAGAAUACGCGAAGGGGUGGGCCCAUUACUUUGAGCUCCUCCUCGGACUCGAGACCGACACUUCCGAGAUCAUCAAUGAGAUGAUUACCAGUUGCCGUGCCUAUGGUCGAUGCGGUGUCACUGGUGCUUAUGUCGGAUUCACGAACCACUUCAACAUCGGCAGUCUGAUGGAGCGCGGCAUUCGACUGAUCGGAAACGGACAGGCACCGGUGCACAAGUACUGGGAGAAGCUGCUUGGCAUGAUCGAGACUGGCGAGCUGGACCCGCUCAGGAUGGUGAGCCAUCGCGUCGUGAUCGAUGACAUGGACCAGGUCUACAUGAAGUACAAUUCGCGCGAGAAGGGUAUGCAGAAGGUGUAUGUGCAGACAAAAUUCUCGGCGCCUCCAUGCCAGGGCAGCCCACAGCUGACGCGGUACUAAGUCGCGAGUCCAGAGGACCCUUGUCGACACACCCGCAAAAAACAAACAACAAAGUUAACCAAUGUACAUAUUCUAGCAGAGCGCAAAAUCUUUAUUGCAAGUCAAUAAAAUUGUGAAUAUAAUUUCAAAAGAC